Molecule: messenger RNA, 1191 nt
Organism: Guillardia theta CCMP2712
Lineage: Eukaryota; Cryptophyceae; Pyrenomonadales; Geminigeraceae
Exons: 10
Coding region: 1-1191 (396 amino acids)
Source: RefSeq, a predicted model, not a curated record
AUGACUGUCCUUCUUUCACAUCAAGUGCUCGUCAGGCGCAAGGCUGAUGGGUCAAGUCGACGGGUUGUCGCUAUCGGGACAGCUUUGCUCCUUUUGACUCUCAUCUUCAUCGCACGCAGGGAUCACCAGGAUAGGGCCGACUCUCUGCUCCUGCAACAGCUGCAUGCAUUGACCCCGUCGUCCUUGCUAGCUUUGAAUGAUGGGAUGACUGCGUCCCUGGCUGAAAACUCUAACUUGUGUUCCAAGAAGGCUGAGAUUUUCGAGAAGUUAGAUCAGCUCCUGAAGCGCUUGCAAGGCGAGAAUUCGUUGGUGAAUUCCACAGUUGAUGAUGCGAAAGAUACCUACGAGGAGUCCCUUGAGGGCUGGCUCGCCUCGGAAUCGAGCUUUCGAAUGGCAGCGAGCAAGGUUGAAAUAGCCAAGGAGGCAGCCAAGUUCCUUAUCAGAAGAGUUGUGGUUGAUAAAGAGGUUCUGACGAAGACUGAGGAGGAACACGCAAAAGUUCUUGAGGAGUAUCCACAGAAGAUCGCUAUGACAGAAGACGAAAAAGCCUUGAUCAUGCACUUGAUUGAGCUCAUCGAAUCAAUGUCGAACAAAGGCAAAUCGAGCCAGAAGGCAUGGAAACGAGGCGCAAGCGAGCUCUCGUCGAAGAUGAGAGCGCUGCAGUCACGGCUGCGCAAGGAUACGUUUCUUGGUCAAUCAGCCAAGAUGAGGCAGCAGCUGACCAAGAUCGGCUUGGCCAUUCAGAAGGAAGACAUGCUGCAGUCGGGUGGCUCCAAGGACUCUGAUAUCGAAUCCACUCAAGAUGAAAUCAAAAACCUCCUCCUCGAUCUUCUCAAGGACCCGGAGUUCCGUGCCAUGAUGCUCAAAGCGGGGUUGGCAAACGCGAUGAACGAGUUGCUUGCUGCUCAAGGCGUUCUGAUAACGGAUGAAACCAAAUUGACGGAUACAACGCAUACUCUUGAUGCAUCCCAUCAUGAAGAGCUGGUGGCUGGGCUAGCAAGGAGUAAGGAGGACGGCAAGAAGACGGUCGCCGCUGACACUUACAAUGCUGUGAAUGCUGGAUCAAAGACUCUGCUUAGCUCGAUGGACAAGCAGAUUAUCAUCAUCAACGUCAUCAAAUCGAAAAUCAACAAUCAUUGCGACAACUUGUUGAAUCCUGAAUCUCAGCCCGACAGCGCCUCAUCGAAGUGA